Molecule: messenger RNA, 561 nt
Organism: Knipowitschia caucasica
Lineage: Eukaryota; Metazoa; Chordata; Actinopteri; Gobiiformes; Gobiidae
Source: the annotation of a GenBank genome assembly
AUGAUGAACGACAUUAUAGAGGAGCCUGAGAAAGACAACCUCCUGGAUGCGGUACCGAGGGUGCAAGUUUUGACGGGCCCCAAUAACAGUGCAAGACCUAAAUCUAAUGCAGAAGGAAAUGCACGGCCAAUGGAGAAGAGAGGACCUUACAUCAUGUCAAGAGCUCCUGCUAUCCAUCAUAAACUGCAGAAGCACAGGGAAAUGGCAAGGAAAGCGCUUAAAAAGAAAGCCCUUUCGCCAGGACCUCCAGUGUUGCAUCAGCCAAGACAAAGUGGAAAAAGGAAAAUGAAGUAUAACAAAGGCUAUGCUGCUUUGAGUCAGCAUGCAGAAGAGACAUUGGUUGCUCUGGAGUCAGACAGUGAUGAAGAGAUUGAUUUUGAGCAUUAUUCCUCAGGAUAUUCUUCAGCUGAGAUUCAUCCUGAUCUAAGUAAACAGCUUCUUAAAGAUGGUUAUAAUCUCGAUGAGAUACCAGAUGAUGAGGACUUGGACCUUAUCCCCCCCAAAGCCAUGGGUUCUUCGUUGUGUUGUUGCUCGGAAGGGCCGUCCUGCUCCAUGCAGUGA